AUGAAUCCCAAUUCAGCAGCUGGACCUGAUGGGAUGAAUGGAAAAUUUUUUCAAUCCUGCUGGGAUAUCAUCAAAAUAGACCUCCUGGCAGUAGUUCAGUCCUUCUUUUGUGGCCACACUAUGCCUAAAUGCUUCUCUCGUACCCGUUUGGUCCUACUCCCAAAAGUGGAUCACCCUAAUAAGCUUACAGAAUUUAGGCCUAUCAGCCUAAGCAACUUUACCAACAAAAUCAUUUCCAAGCUAAUUUGUUCAAGAUUUGCUACAGUACUGCCUGGUAUCACUUCCAUCAACCAAACUGGAUUUGUAAGGGGAAGAAGCAUCACUGAGAACAUUAUGCUUGCACAGGAGAUUAUACAUGGAAUCAAAAAGCCAAAUCAUGGGGACAAUGUAGUGAUCAAACUUGAUAUGGCAAAGGCCUAUGAUAGGGUCUCUUGGUCAUUCACAUGCUUGGUCCUUAGAAGAAUGGGGUUUUGUGAAACUAUCAUUGACAUGGUAUGGAGGAUCAUGGCUAAUAAUUGGUAUUCAGUCAUUGUAAAUGGCACAAGACAUGGGUUUUUUCACUCCACAAGAGGCCUUAAGCAGGGUGAUCCACUUGCUCCUGCCCUCUUUAUACUUGGUGCUGAGGUGCUCUCUAGAAUGAUGAACAAGCUUUUUCAUAAUCAUUCCUUCCAUGGUUUUUAUAUGGAAAAAAGAGGUCCCCAGAUAAACCACCUAAGCUUUGCUGAUGAUGUUAUUGUGUUUUCCUCUGGCAAGAAAAAAUCCUUGCAAUUGAUCAUGAAAACCUUAUCAAAAUAUGAGCAAGUGUCAGGCCAGCUUAUCAAUAGAGACAAGAGUCACUUCAUGGUCCAUCCUGAAACCUCACAGUUUACUAUUGCUAGAAUCAACAAGGUUACUGGCUUCAAUCAAGAGGGAACUCCCAUUACUUACCUGGGGUGCCCCCUCUAUGUUGGAAGGCAAAGGAUCCUGUACUUCUCAAAUAUGGUUGCUAAGGUGGUGAGCAGGAUCAGGGGUUGGCAAUCCAAAAUUCUUAGUUAUGGAGGAAGGGCAACCUUAGUGAGAUAUGUUUUACAGUCUCUACCCAUACAUUUGCUAUCAGCUGUUUCACCCCCCAAAACAACACUAAAACAGAUUCAGAGCAUUACUGCAGAUUUCUUUUGGGGUUGGAAAAAUGAGAGGAAAAAAUACCACUGGUCAUCUUGGAAGAAUCUUAGUUACCCUUAUGAAGAAGGGGGUAUUGGGGUAAGACAAAUAACUGAUGUUUGCAAAUCCUUACAGUUCAAGCAGUGGUGGAUCUUUAGAUCCAAAACAACCUUGUGGGGCAAUUUCCUCAGAGCUAAAUAUUGCCAGAGAGCCAACCCCAUCAUUAAAAAAUGGGACACUGGCCAAUCUUUGAUAUGGAAGAACAUGAUGCAUAACAAACUGAUAGCUGAAUCAUACAUUCAAUGGAGGGUAAACUCAGGUACCUGUAGUUUUUGGUGGGAUGAUUGGCUAGGUAUUGGCCCACUUGCUAACUACAGGCUUGAAAGCAAUAGAGCAAACAACAUCACUGUUUCACAAUUUCUGAUUGAGGGCCAAUGGAAUAUUGAUAUGAUCAAUCAAAUAGCACCUCCCCAGUUAGUCCAAACUAUAUUGACCACACAGAUCGACUAUAAUGAGCACAUUCCUGAUCAGGCCAUAUGGAAGCUCACAAGUGGAGGGGAGUUCACAUGCUCUACUGCAUGGAAUUUGGUGAGACAGAGUAAAGCCAAGAAUCUGAUCAAUUCUCUCAUCUGGCAAAAAAAUAUACCUUUCAAAUGCUCCUUUCACUUAUGGAGAACCUUGAGAGGUAAACUACCAACUGAUGAGAAGAUCAUUACAUUUGGCCAUGACCCAUCAGAUUGCCACUGCUGCCAUGACCCAGGGCCUGAUUCUAUUGAGCACAUCCAUGUAGCUGGACACUUUGCUAGGAAUAUCUGGCAAUACUUCUCCCCUUCCUUGGGAAUCAGACAUCAAACACAACCUCUCAGGUCUCUAUUGCUGCAUUGGUGGAAACAAAAAUACAGAAAUGAAGCCCAAAAACUUUGGCCUCCUACCUGGAGGAAUUUGAUAUCCCUUAUGGAAGUUUGCACUCAUGAGAUCAACAUUACUAAGGUCAACUGGAGCAGACCACAGUUGGGAGUUCUUAAGAUCAAUACAGAUGGUAGUGCCCUUGACAAUCCUGGAAGGAUAGGAGCAGGUGGUAUUGUGAGGAAUGAUUUAGGCAACCUCAUUUUUGCCUUUGCCACACCUUUGGGAUAUGGUACCAACAAUCAAGCAGAAAUAGAGGCAGCAUAUCUGGGACUUAAAUGGGCUAAGGAAAAUGGCCAGCAUCACAUAGUGUUAGAAGUUGACUCUGAACUUCUCAUCAGAUGGAUCAAACAACAAGCAAAGCCCCCUUGGAAUCUGUUCCAAUCUAUUCUAAAGCUGAGUAUUAAUUGCGGGCAAUGGCUUGACAAUGCGGAAGAUAUUGCAGAGGAGGCGGUUGGGUUUUUUCAGGCACAAUUUCAUGAAACUGUGGUUCCUACGCAGUUUGAUAUCCUGAAACAUGUCCCUUCCAUGAUUAGUAACGAGCAGAAUGAAGAGCUUGUUGCCGCUCCUACGAAAGAAGAGGUGAAGCAGGCGGUUUUUGGUUUAAAUAGUACAAGUGCAGGUGGUCCUGAUGGUUUUACAGGCUUGUUCUUCCAAACAUGUCAGGAUAUUGUUGGGGAUGAGCAUCUUCAAUAUGCUUCUGGUCAAUUGAUAAACAAAAAUAAAAGUUCAGUGUAUUUGCAUGAUAGGGUGGAUGAAGAGGAGUUUCGGAAGCUCUAUUACGAAGGUGAGAAACGAGCUCCCGGGAUGGAAAGGAAGCUGCUAUCAUUUGGCGGAAGGGCCAUUUUAUUGAAACAUGUGUUGCAGGCUAUGCCAAUGCACUUGAUAUCUGCUGUAGAUCCACCUUCCUUUGUGAUAGAGAAGCUCCAUAAAAUAUUUGCUGGAGUUUUAUUGGGCUAA
This is a messenger RNA of Lycium ferocissimum, 3006 nucleotides long. RefSeq lists its product as uncharacterized. The record is from RefSeq and is a predicted model, not a curated record. Lineage: Eukaryota; Viridiplantae; Streptophyta; Magnoliopsida; Solanales; Solanaceae. Gene Ontology annotation, molecular function: nucleic acid binding; RNA-DNA hybrid ribonuclease activity. The transcript is spliced from 5 exons. The coding region runs from base 1 to 3006 and encodes 1001 amino acids.